Molecule: messenger RNA, 1204 nt
Organism: Dacryopinax primogenitus
Lineage: Eukaryota; Fungi; Basidiomycota; Dacrymycetes; Dacrymycetales; Dacrymycetaceae
Product: NADP-binding protein
Exons: 9
Coding region: 35-1162 (375 amino acids)
Cellular component (GO): mitochondrion
Molecular function (GO): protein-containing complex binding
Source: RefSeq, a predicted model, not a curated record
CCUCUCUCCUCUCCUCCUCGCCCAACAGCCCAACAUGUUCCGUCACCCUAUACGGGUCAACCUGCCACGGUCGGCAGUCUCUGUGCUCAAGCGAGGAGCCCACGACCUGCUCACUUACUCCAAUCGCCCUCCCGCACUGCGCAAAGGAAUCGAAGGCCGCAGCGCCAUCUCAGGCCAUACAAUAACAGUAUUUGGCGCUUCUGGCUUCCUAGGAAGGUACAUCGUCUCCAAGCUUGCAAAAAGCGGGAGCAGCGUUGUAAUUCCCUACCGGGACGACUACGAUAUCCGCCACUUGCGGGUGUCUGGAGACUUGGGUGCAGUGGUUCAGCUGGAAUGGGAUUUGAGGAACGAGCAACAGAUCGCCGAGUGCUUGCGCCACUCUGAUACGGUUUACAACCUCGUUGGGCUGGAUUACGAAACCAAGAACUUCAAGUGGAAAGACGUGCACGUCGAUGGCGCAGCCCGCAUCGCACGCAUCGCAAGGGAGAACAACGUCGCCCGGUUCGUCCAAGUGUCGCACCUGAACGCCUCUCCCACCAGCACGAGCCACUACUACAGAGCGAAGUACGAGGGGGAGCAGGCCGUGUUGGGCGAGUUCCCGGACGCGGUCAUCGUACGUCCUAGUGCAAUGUACGGGCAUGAAGACAGGUUCUUGAACCAACUGGGAUUCUGGGAUAUGACGUUCAAGUUCAAUGGCGAGCAGACCAAGGUCCGACCUGUGCAUGUGAUCGACGUCGCCGAGAUCCUCUACCGGAUGCUGGACAUGCCCGUCCUCCCCUCAAACCCUGUCAAUCUCCCCGGCCCGACGACCUACACCCAUGAAGAGCUGCUGAACCUCGCCCGCCGCGUGACAGACAACCCCUACCGCUCUAUUGCGAUCCCGAAAAGCAUCGCCAAGUUCACGUCCAACAUCCUGCAGUACGCUAUCUGGUGGCCCUGGUUCUCACCGGACGAGAUUGAGAGGAGGUGUAUUGACGAGCUGGAUGUGGAAGGGGAUUGGGACAAGUUUGGUAUCACACCUACUGAGCUGGAAGAUGUGGCUAUCGCCUACCUGCGGAGGUUUAGGGAUGCGACGAAAAUCGACUAUAACAGCCCGCUGGAGACGGCAAAGGCGAAACGAAGGCAAAAUGCUUACUACUCCGAGCCUUCCGAGUCGUCGUAGUUUGCUCGUAGAAAGUUUCUACGUAUAUAAUGAAUUGUAAAA